This is a messenger RNA of Pyricularia grisea, 1971 nucleotides long. RefSeq lists its product as uncharacterized. Gene Ontology annotation, molecular function: protein binding. The transcript has a single exon. NCBI's taxonomy places the organism in Eukaryota, Fungi, Ascomycota, Sordariomycetes, Magnaporthales, Pyriculariaceae. The record is from RefSeq and is a predicted model, not a curated record. The coding region runs from base 1 to 1971 and encodes 656 amino acids.
AUGGCCGAGGACAAAUUACCUGUGCCGGUGCAUGCGGAUGUUGGACAGGCGGAGCUCCUCCCGACCCCUCCAAAAAGCCCACGUCCAGCUGCGCGCCAAGAGGUCACUUUGGCUAACCCAGAUGCCAACGACUCGUCGGAACCGAGGCUGAGAUACCUCGAGUCUUUAAUACCGCCAUCGGCCGAAGAGUUCAAUCGGAUAGCGUCCAUCCAGAAUGACCGCGAGGAUGAAAUCAGGCGUCUGUCUCGCGAGCACAAGCGCCCCUCCACUGGUUCAAAAUCACCAACCCAACCGUCAACACCUGCCGGGCAUAACCUCAGACAGCCGCCGGUUGACAAGGAAGCAGCCGCGGGAAGCCGGCCUACCAUUAUCGAUGAUAUCCUUCUGACGCGGGCUGCCACCCUGAUUCAGAGGACGUACCGUGGCUACCGCACGCGGCGGCAGAUGUCAGGGCUUACCAUCGAUGCAGACACAAGAUGGGCGCACGCUUUGCGCGAGGCACGCUUCCGUGAGAUCACCAAACCACGACCGCGCUCCUGGUCUGGCGGUGCGGGCGGGGGUGUUGGCGCUGCGAAUCCGCAGAACGGUGACGCCGGUGAGCGUUCGGCCGCCGCCAGGCGUAAUUGGAGGAAAGCGGCCAUCGUUGCGAGAAGGGCUGGUUGGGAUGAGGAUUCCCCCUCGGGUUCCGGCUCGGAUGAGUCGAUUGUGUCUUUGCGGAGCAACAUGGACGAAGAGGAGCGCAAGGCUGCCAGGAAGCGGAGACAGGAGUCAAGGGCAAGGAUGAAAAAGGCGGCCCAGACAAUGGGGUUGCAAUACUUUCUUGAAAUGGUGGACCAGAAGCAUCGGUAUGGCUCGAAUCUGCGGACGUACCACGAGGAGUGGAAGAAAUCGGACACCCAUGAGAACUUCUUCUACUGGCUAGACUUCGGCGAGGGGAGCAACUUGGAGAUGGAAGCGUGUCCCCGCGACCGGCUGGAAAGGGAGCAAGUCCGGUACCUCAGUCGGGAGGAGAGGCAAUACUACCUGGUCAAAAUCGACGCCGAGGGCCGGCUCUGCUGGGCAAAGAACGGUGCCAGGAUAGACACUACAGAGGAUUGGAAGGAUUCGAUACACGGCAUCGUGCCUAGGGAUGACACCACCCCGGCCUACAGCCCACGGCUUGGACAGACCGCCAGGGCCCCGGGCCGUAGUAGCACAGGCGGCGCGAGUAGUGGGAAUUCCGAUUCCCGGGCGUCAGAUUCUGAGCUUGAGGCAGCACGAGCUGCCAAAUAUGCGAACCCAACCCUCGACGAGGCCAAGGGCAUCAAAAAGGUUAGCCAUGUUUCAGCGGCCACAAUCUUCAACAAGAUGCUACGUAAGUCUGUCAGGAAGAACACGUGGAUAUUUGUUGCCGACACAUCGUUCCGGCUCUACGUCGGUAUCAAGAACUCUGGUGCUUUCCAGCACUCAUCCUUUCUUCAGGGUGGCCGAAUUUCAGCGGCUGGGCUCAUCAAGAUCAAGAAUGGGAAGCUCAAAUCAUUGUCGCCCCUCAGUGGGCAUUAUCGUCCCCCUGCUUCCAAUUUUCGCGCCUUUGUUAAGUCGCUAAAGGAUAUGGGCGUCGACAUGAACCACGUAUCAAUCAGCAAAAGUUAUGCGGUUCUCGUGGGCCUGGAGGUCUAUGUGCGCACGAGGCAGAAGAGCAAACGCUUCGUCCAGAAGCUGAUCCACGGAAAAGACAAGAUCGUCGCGCCAGAUGAAGUUGCUAAGAGGCGCGAGGCAGAAAAGGACAACAGUCAAAGUGCCGCCCGAGAGAGGGAGGUGCUCGAGCAAGAGGCCAGGAUAAGGCGGGAGGACAAGACGGGUGUCCGGAUGCUAAGAAAACUGGGGGUCCAAACUGGGCUCGAUCAUGGAGGCGGCAAGGAGCCAGAGUCGCGGGAUGGUGUCACAGGAGAAGAUACGAACUGCAGGCGUGGUUGUGACAAUAGGGGUUAG